Messenger RNA from Styela clava, 1639 nucleotides. RefSeq lists its product as uncharacterized. The record is from RefSeq and is a predicted model, not a curated record. NCBI's taxonomy places the organism in Eukaryota, Metazoa, Chordata, Ascidiacea, Stolidobranchia, Styelidae.
AUUAUUUCUGCAUUAAAAAUAUGGCCAAAUUGCUGAUACUUUGGAUAACUGCUCAAUGCAUCGGGAUGUGCUACAGUCAUAGCUGGCUGGCAUGUACCGAUUACGCAGAAAAGAAUGCAAGAUACUACGAUCAUAAGUUAUGUCGUGGAUAUGCAAGAUCAGCUAUUCGUUUCGCGCCCAGAGGUGGUGAAUUUGGACUGGAUAAAGAUUUUAACCACAGUCCAGUAGAAGAUACUCCAUGCAGAACUAAGCGAAAUGAUUCGACUGAAUACAACAAGGAGCAUCCCAUGGCAGUGUACUAUCCUGGUCAACAAGUUGUUUUAGCCCAUCCUAUGAAUUAUCAUGGAUCGGAUUGGUGUUCUACCAUUUACGUACCAGACAAAGGAUCCUUCAUUUAUCGGGGCGAGAAAAAUGAUGAAGCUGAUCUUACAUUUAGCGAGUUCCGCAAAAAUCUCGUCGCGGAUCUUGGUGCAAAAGAUCCCCCAGUCAUGGGAUCAACUAAACAUCACGUUUAUCCAAAGCCUGGAUACCAAAACGCGCCUGCAUUUUGUGAAAAUAUGAGAAAGUCCUUGGGAACGUACAGCUUCAACGUUCCAAAAAAUCUGGAACCAGGUCAAUACACAUUCAUGUGGUUAUGGGCAUUCAACAGCUUCAAGGAAAUAUAUUCAACAUGUUUUGAAGUGAAAAUUGUUAAAACGUUAAAACAAAGAAAUGUACAACUCGCUAAAAACGGGUUUGAAAAUUUUUACGAACCCUGUGGUGGAAAAACUUCCAAUUUCAGUAUUCGAGGGAACACAAAUCCAGGGUGUCGUGGAUAUAAAAGAAUAAAUGCACAGAAAAAACCCAAAAUAAGUAUGCAGAAAAGAAAACCAGCAACACACAGUAUUACUGCAGCUGUAAGGCCAGUCAUCACCUUGCCUCAGCAAAUUCCUAUUGAAGUACAAACAGAAGAAAUUAGAGGGAAGGUGGUGCUGCCUAAGCCUAGACCCGGUAUAACAAGAAGAUAUAUCACCUUCAGUUGGAACUGCCCAGCUGUGGCUAAUUUCUGGAAUGCUCGCGUUGUCAGUACAAAAAAUCACGGAGGUCAAAGUGGACAGCAAAGUAGCAGAAUUGUCUACAGUCUUAUACAAGACGUGAUGAACAUCAACGAAGCUGAAAUAUUUUAUCAUGUUAAGUUUGUUCCAUUUUGCAAUACCAGAAAGUAUAAGCUAAAAGCAGAGCUGGUCAGAGAAGAAUAAUUCUGGAUUAAGUACGCCAUAAACAUGUUUGGUGGAAACUGACUUUGAUGACAAAAUGUAUUACAGAAAGGUUUUGACUUUGUAUCAUUUUACACGCGUGCUUUAUUAUCAACGAAAUAAAUACCCUUUGUUUCGCAGUACACUUCUGCUUUACGACCGUUUACUUAUACCGUGAUGCAAACUAAUUUCUACAUAGUCUAAAUCAGGGCGAUCUAGGGUUGCCUAAAUAGAGGUGUGCAAAAACAUUUGAAGAGGCUUUGCGGGCCGCAGUCGGGAAAACCAAAAGUGAUUGAAGGACCAGGGUUGCGAGAUUCUAGGGUCGCAAAAAAUUUGAGGAGGCUUUUUUUUACUCGUGUUUGCUUUGGUAAUGUCGUUUUCAAAUAAAACUCUUUCGUAACAGA